UAACCUGCUUAACAGUCUUCUUUUGUUAACUGUUUCAUGUCCAGGAAGCUGUACUGGACUGACGGAAAUAACAUCAGCAUGGCCAACACUGACGGCACGAACCAUACUGUGAUCUUCACCAAUCAGAAAGGACCAGUGGGUCUGUCUAUAGACUACGACACGGAGCACCUGUACUGGAUCAGCUCAGGAAACAGCACCAUUAACCGCUGUAAGCUGGACGGGUCAGGGCUGGAAGUGUUAGACGCAGUCAAAGGCAAACUCAACAAAGCCUCUGCGCUGGCUAUCAUGGGUGAUAAGCUGUGGUGGGCGGAUCAGGGCACGGAUGAGAUCGGCACCUGUGAUAAGAGUGAUGGAGGAGACUGGAAGGUCUUGAGAAACAGCACAUCUCCCAUGAUGCACAUGAAGAUCUACAAUGAGACCGUGCAGACAGGUUCAAACAUGUGCAGUAACAACAAUGGUGACUGCUCUCAGCUGUGUCUGCCCACGUCUCCCUCCACCCGCUCCUGCAUGUGCACCGCGGGAUACAGCCUGAGGAGCGGACAGCAGUCCUGUGAGGGUGUGGGUUCAUUCCUGCUGUACUCUGUUCAUGAGGGCAUUAGAGGAAUCCCGCUGGACCCCGCUGACAAAUCCGAUGCCCUUGUACCGGUUUCAGGCACAUCACUCGCCGUCGGGAUUGAUUUUCAUGCCGGUGAGUCUCAAAUCUCCUGAUUUAUAGUGCAGAUG
This is a messenger RNA of Cyprinus carpio (common carp), 723 nucleotides long. Its product is annotated as prolow-density lipoprotein receptor-related protein 1-like. Lineage: Eukaryota; Metazoa; Chordata; Actinopteri; Cypriniformes; Cyprinidae. The transcript has 5 exons. The record is from RefSeq and is a predicted model, not a curated record. The coding region runs from base 37 to 708 and encodes 223 amino acids.